Messenger RNA from Suricata suricatta (meerkat), 2811 nucleotides. RefSeq names its product minichromosome maintenance complex component 6 (gene MCM6). The coding region runs from base 66 to 2423 and encodes 785 amino acids. Gene Ontology annotation, cellular component: MCM complex; nucleus. Gene Ontology annotation, molecular function: ATP binding; single-stranded 3'-5' DNA helicase activity; single-stranded DNA binding. The record is from RefSeq and is a predicted model, not a curated record. The transcript has 16 exons. Lineage: Eukaryota; Metazoa; Chordata; Mammalia; Carnivora; Herpestidae. Gene Ontology annotation, biological process: double-strand break repair via break-induced replication; mitotic DNA replication; DNA replication initiation.
GUCUGUGGUGAAGCGACUGGUGGAGGUAGAGCGUGGCGGCGGCGGCUCCUUGGUACUAAGCAGCCAUGGAUCUCGCGGCGGCAGCGGACCCGGGUGCCGGCAGCCAGCACCUAGAAGUUCGCGAUGAAGUGGCCGAGAAGUGCCAGAAACUGUUCCUGGAUUUCUUGGAGGAGUUCCAGAACAGUGAUGGAGAAAUUAAGUACUUGCAGUUAGCAGAGGAGCUCAUUCGUCCUGAGAGAAACACAUUGGUUGUGAGUUUUGUGGACCUGGAGCAAUUUAACCAACAACUUUCUACCACCAUUCAAGAGGAGUUCUAUAGAGUUUACCCUUACCUGUGUCGGGCCUUGAAAACCUUCGUCAAAGACCGAAAAGAGAUUCCUCUUGCCAAGGAUUUUUAUGUUGCAUUCCAAGACCUACCUACUAGACACAAAAUUCGAGAACUCACCUCAUCCAGAAUUGGUUUGCUCACUCGCAUCAGUGGGCAGGUGGUACGGACUCACCCAGUUCACCCAGAGCUUGUGAGUGGGACAUUCUUGUGCUUGGACUGUCAGACAGUGAUCAAGGAUGUAGAACAGCAGUUCAAGUACACACAGCCAAACAUCUGCCGAAAUCCAGUUUGUGCCAACAGAAGGAGAUUCUUGCUGGAUACAAAUAAAUCGAGAUUUGUUGAUUUUCAAAAGGUUCGUAUUCAAGAGACUCAAGCUGAGCUUCCUCGAGGGAGUAUCCCCCGAAGUUUAGAAGUGAUCUUGAGAGCUGAAGCUGUGGAGUCAGCUCAAGCUGGUGACAAGUGUGACUUUACAGGGACACUGAUCGUUGUGCCUGAUGUCUCUAAGCUUAGCAUACCAGGAGCACGUGCAGAAACUAAUUCCCGUGUCAGUGGUGUUGAUGGAUAUGAGACGGAAGGCAUUCGAGGACUCCGGGCUCUUGGUGUUAGGGACCUUUCAUACAGGCUGGUCUUUCUUGCCUGCUCUGUUGCACCCACCAACCCAAGGUUUGGAGGAAAAGAGCUCCGAGAUGAGGAACAGACGGCUGAGAGCAUUAAGAACCAAAUGACAGUGAAGGAGUGGGAGAAAGUGUUUGAAAUGAGUCAGGAUAAAAAUCUGUACCACAAUCUCUGUACCAGCCUGUUCCCUACUAUUCAUGGCAAUGAUGAAGUAAAACGGGGUGUUCUGCUGAUGCUCUUUGGUGGUGUUCCCAAGACCACAGGGGAAGGAACCUCUCUUCGAGGGGACAUAAAUGUUUGCAUUGUUGGUGACCCAAGUACAGCUAAGAGCCAGUUUCUCAAGCACGUGGAGGAGUUCAGCCCCAGAGCUGUCUACACCAGUGGCAAAGCAUCCAGUGCUGCUGGCUUAACAGCAGCUGUUGUGAGAGAUGAGGAAUCUCAUGAAUUUGUCAUUGAAGCUGGAGCUUUGAUGCUGGCUGAUAAUGCUACUCUGAAUGCCAGGACGUCCAUUUUGGCAGCAGCGAACCCAAUCAGUGGACACUAUGACCGAUCAAAAUCAUUGAAACAAAAUAUAAAUUUGUCAGCUCCCAUCAUGUCCCGAUUUGAUCUCUUCUUUAUACUUGUGGAUGAAUGUAAUGAGGUUACAGAUUAUGCUAUUGCCAGACGUAUAGUAGACUUGCAUUCAAGAAUUGAGGAUUCCAUUGAUCGUGUCUAUUCUCUUGAUGAUAUCAGGAGGUAUCUUCUCUUUGCAAGACAGUUUAAACCCAAGAUUUCUAAGGAGUCAGAGGACUUUAUUGUGGAACAGUAUAAACGUCUCCGCCAGAGGGAUGGCUCUGGAGUAACCAAGUCUUCAUGGAGGAUUACAGUGCGUCAGCUUGAGAGCAUGAUCCGUCUCUCUGAAGCAAUGGCUCGAAUGCACUGCUGUGAUGAGGUCCAGCCUAAACACGUGAAGGAAGCUUUCAGGUUACUGAAUAAGUCAAUCAUCCGUGUAGAAACACCUGAUGUCAACCUAGAUCAAGAAGAAGAGGCCCAGAUGGAGGUAGAUGAGGGCCCGGAUGGCAUCAAUGGUCAUGUUGACAGCCCUGCUCCUGUGAAUGGAAUCAAUGGCCACAGUGAAGAAAUAAACCAAGAUUUUGUUCCUAAAGCCUCCUUAAGGCUCGGCUUCUCCGAGUACUGCCGAAUUUCUAACCUUAUUGUGCUUCACCUCAGAAAGAUGGAGGAAGAAGAGGAUGAGUCGGCAUUAAAGAGGAGUGAACUUGUUAACUGGUACUUGAAGGAAAUCGAAUCGGAAAUAGAUUCUGAAGAGGAACUUAUAAAUAAAAAGAGAAUUAUAGAGAAGGUCAUUCAUCGACUCACCCACUAUGAUCAUGUUCUGAUUGAGCUCACCCAGGCUGGAUUAAAAGGCUCUACAGAAGGAAGCGAGAGCUAUGAAGAGGAUCCCUACUUGGUAGUUAACCCUAAUUACUUGCUUGAAGAUUGAGAUACUGAAAGUAACCAGAAAAACCGUGGCCCCUACCUUGUGUCCUGGAGUCUGGGUGAUGUAGCUCUGCUAGCAAGAGAAAUGUUUCUGGGAGCAGGGUUUCAGGAAGAUUUAUUCGGAGGAAUAAGAGCAUCGUUGGUGGCCCUGUGUGUCACAUUCCUGUAAUACGCUUUUAUACCAACACAAGCUUUAGCACGUUGUUUUGUGUGCUUCUUAUCUAAAUGAAGUUGGAACCUGAUGAUGUGUGGUUUCUGUAACUGAGACCUUGUUUUCAUGUAUAGAAAAAGGUCUGAUAUUUUUAUGGCAUAUAGUAUCUUACUGGGGAAAUAACUUUUUAUAAUUGCCAACUACUGCUUUUCUUCAUCAAAAUAAAAUAAUGUGUUCUGCA